UUUUGGCGGACUUCAAGUGCGCUGUGUCAAGUCGAGACGCAACGAGCUGGUGUGCAAUUUAAUUCGCGAGAAUCAGCCCAGUACGUUGCUAUUGUUAUAGUGUCACAAGCCGCAAGAAACUCAAACUACCUCGAACUACCGUGUGUAUGUAUUGGAUAUGCAGUCGAAUUCGACCGAGACUGUGAUCGUAACGAUGAAUAUUGAGCCGAAAAGCCGCCCAUGGCCAGUUGCGCCGAAAAAAACCAUACGGCUUCGUAUUCCCGGCCCUAGGGGCAAGUGUUUCACAAACCGGCUCGAAUGGCAAGAGCGGAUGGCAGCGAAACAAAUCAAGCCAAGACCACGUCGAAAGGAUUUCCGCAUCAAAGAGCAAGCGAACAUGCACAACAGCAUCAUUCAAUAUACACGCGACAAUGCCGAAUCAGACGAAAGCGAUGAUGAUUCUGGAACGUUGAUUCCUGGUAAUGAUGUGUUGAAUAGCAGCAUAGCAUCAAUCAAUAUCAGCGGAAGCCAGAAGGAAAUUGGUCACAACAGCGGUGAAGCCAUCAACGAGAUCCGGGACUGUGAAAGCGAACCGCACAAUCAACGCCAUGCAAUCACUACAGCAUCACUCAACCCUGAACAUGCCAUUUACACCGAACCAGGUGUAACGGGUGUACUGACACAGCGGCGGGGCAAGUCCACGGAGUCAGUGCAGGUCCGCCACCAAAACGAUGGGCCGCCUGUUCCGGCAUUGUAAGCACAAGGAGGCGCGUAGUCUAAUCGCAAAUCUAAUCAAUUAGAGCAAAUAAGAAAAACAGAGAAAAACUACAAAAAAGUUUCGCCUAUCGCUCUC
This is a messenger RNA of Anopheles gambiae (African malaria mosquito), 832 nucleotides long. RefSeq lists its product as uncharacterized. Lineage: Eukaryota; Metazoa; Arthropoda; Insecta; Diptera; Culicidae. The transcript is spliced from 3 exons. The record is from RefSeq and is a predicted model, not a curated record. The coding region runs from base 158 to 736 and encodes 192 amino acids.